AAAAGAAGCAAGAAUCAGGCCACGCCUCUCACGCUAAUCCCCUGCUUUUAACUGCCCUUGACACACCACACACAGCCCUCGCUCUCACUGGAGCCUCUCACACUCUGCACCUCUCUCCAGUCUGAGAAGAGCUAGCUGCUCCUCCUGCCCCAUGGACUACAGGUACUACUGCAUGACCCUGAGGAUGAACAUCGACUGCAACGGGUGCUACCAGAGGAUCCGAAGGGCGCUCCUCCAGAUCCGAGAGCUGGAGAGCCACCUGAUCGACAAGAAGCACGGCCGGGUGAUGGUGUGCGGCGCCUUCAGCCCGCAGGACGUGGCCAUCAAGAUCAGGAAGCGGACCAACCGCCGCGUCGAGAUCCUCGACGUCAGCGAGGCCGCGCCGGCCGCCCAGGACGGCGGCCCCGGCCACAUGCCCUGAAAGAAACAGGGUGCCGUCUCCUACCCCCGCCAGCGCCACCAUUGAUAAGUGCUCAUCAUACGACUCGUACCUUCUCAGUUCCGGUAGAGUGGCAGUUCAGCUGAGCUGAAACCUUUGGCGCGAGUCCUUCUCGCAGCACCAGAAGAUGUGUGUGUACCUGGUCGAACGUGUGCGGCUCACUGGCUGCCAUAAUUUACCUUCUUGUAAGUUGUAACUUAGGAACCCUGCAUCAUUUUGUUCUGUAAGGCUUGAUGACGUAGCCAGAAAAUUUCAGUUUAGUCACAACUUAAGGUGGCCAUCACCAGCACUACUUUCAGAAUGGUUGUCGAUGGCCAUUCUAAAAUUCCACGAUAAAUCAGGAGUUUACAGGACUCGACCAGAGAGGUUAUGCUCUUCCCCGUCAACAUUUGCUUUAACCUUUGCUCGAAACAAUAAAGAUUUUCUUUAUCCAA
Messenger RNA from Panicum virgatum (switchgrass), 873 nucleotides. RefSeq names its product heavy metal-associated isoprenylated plant protein 25-like. Gene Ontology annotation, molecular function: metal ion binding. The record is from RefSeq and is a predicted model, not a curated record. NCBI's taxonomy places the organism in Eukaryota, Viridiplantae, Streptophyta, Magnoliopsida, Poales, Poaceae. The transcript has 3 exons. Bases 152 to 421 code for a protein of 89 amino acids.